AGAAGUUUGAGCAAAGUGGUGGUUGGAUAAAAGAAUUACCUGAAGAAGCUGAGAAUGAGAGGAUGCAUCUAAUGACUAUGGUGGAGCUAGUACAGCCUAAAUGGUAUGAGAGGUUGUUAGUUAUUGCCGUGCAGGGAGCGUUUUUCAAUUUUUACUUUGUGCUUUACUUGUUGUUCCCCAAUCUUGCACACAGAGUUGUUGGUCAUCUGGAAGAAGAGGCUAUACACCCAUAUACUUUGUAUCUUAAUGAUAUUGAUUGUGGUGAAAUUGAAAAUGUCCCUGCUCCUGCGAUAGCAAUUGACUACUGGAGACUGCCUAAGGAUGCGACUCUAAAGGAUGUUGAUGAAGCUUAUCAUAGAGACGUUAACCAUUUUGCAUCUCCAUGGGAGACAUAUCAGGCUGACUCGUCGAUUGAUCUAAGCAAGCACCAUGUGCCCAAGAAAUUCCUUGAUAAGGUUACUUAUUGGUCAGUGAAACUUUUCAGGAUUCCAACCGAUUUAUUUUUCAAGGAAAGAUACGGUUGUCGUGCAAAGAUGUUGGAAACAGUGGCAGGUGUACCAGGAAUGGUGGGAGGUAUGCUGUUACAUCUAAGGUCGUUACGCAAGUUCGAUCUUCUAAGGCAAAGAAUUGGUGUUUGCAUUUCAUAA
This is a messenger RNA of Capsicum annuum, 647 nucleotides long. Its product is annotated as ubiquinol oxidase, mitochondrial-like. Gene Ontology annotation, molecular function: alternative oxidase activity. Lineage: Eukaryota; Viridiplantae; Streptophyta; Magnoliopsida; Solanales; Solanaceae. The transcript has a single exon. The record is from RefSeq and is a predicted model, not a curated record. Gene Ontology annotation, biological process: alternative respiration. Bases 63 to 647 code for a protein of 194 amino acids. Gene Ontology annotation, cellular component: mitochondrion.